ACUUUCAUUAUAUUUUCUGCAAAAUUUUUGUGAAAACUUUACUGUGUUCUUCUUAUGCCUGAACUGCUGCAUCAUUUGUGGAUUUCUACAUCAAGUUUUCAAAACCGAAAUCAAGUAAUGUAUAUGAUUCUCUAAUUUUGAUUUUAACGAAGUGUCACUCUCCUUUCUCCCUUUCUAUUUUUGAUUUUGAAUCCUUUGAAGGAAGUUAGGGUUGGGAGUGAGAGUGAUAUUGAGUGUGCGUUAGAGUCUUCUUCUUCUUCUUCUUUUUUCUUUUUUUUUUUUUUUAAGGGUCCUAACUUCAUUCCUCCUCCUACUUCAUGUAGCAAUUGAGGAGAUGUCUUCGGAAGAAACAGUAAGUGUUGUAGGAAGUGAGGUAAUGCCUCUGGAGUACAGUGAUAUGGACUCAAAAAGUAGUCCAUCUAGUUCGGAAAGGACAGUGGAGGGGGUGGGAGGAGGUGAGGUAGUUGGGGUUGGGGAGGAUAGUGUACCUAUUGCUGUGGUAGAAGUGGAGGGUAGGAGAGAAAAGUGUUACGAUGUAGAUGCUGAUAUCGUAGCUAGGGUAGAGGAAAGGGCAUGUUCUGCUCCUCGGGAUCAUUGGAUGCCCAUGUAUGCCCACUAUUUGGCAGCUGGGCUUAGCACAGAAUGCAUAGAAGCUGCUGAGCUUUAUGGGCUAAGCACUUUAAGUGAAGCUAAAAUGGACAAGUUUUUGAGUGCUGCUAGAAGAGUGGCCAUCCCCAAGAAGCCAAGGAAGAAGUCAAAGACUUCAACUAAGGGAGUGGAUGAGAGGGGAGUUGGGAGGGAGGUAGUGCCUAGCACUUUAGCCGGGGUGGAGGAGGAGGUGCCAAGGCUGGAGUUGAAGAGGAAGGGUAGGAAAGAGGGAUGGGCCCUACAAAGGAAGAAGAGGGUGAUGGAGGAAGAAGAGAGGGGGAGCGAGGUUCCCCAGUUCGUGCCUCAAUGUCCUCCUGUUGAGCUCGACCCUGAGCUGAGGGAGUCUGAAGAGGGGGCUGAAAUACGAGCUCCUGGCAAGGGAAAGGGCCUCGUUCCCCCUUUGUCUUUUCAGAGCAGUCUGUUCGAGGCGAAGAACAUGACGGCAGCAAGGAGAUUUAUCAAUGCCACUUUCCCUGAAGUGGACAAGCGUCACGCACGGGAGGAAGCUUUGAGGUACUGUGGGGCUUCGAUGGUGAAACAUGUUUUGGAGUGCGAGUUGGGUGAACGGUCUAGCCCAGGAGUUUAUGGAGAGUGUGAAAGAGCGCUCCCUCUUGCAAAGGCAGAGAGGGCAUCUCUGAGCACUAAGCUCGUCUUUGAGGAGAGCAAACGAAGAAUCUCUGAAAGCGAGCAUGAGGCUCAAGAGAAGGAAAUAAAGCUAAUGAAAGAGGUUGUGAUGGAGCUAAAGAAGAAUAUGCAGCUGUUGGUGCACAAUGGGAUGGAGGAGCACAUCAGCAACUUCGUUAGCUCCAGCUCAUUUGACAGCAUUGUCAACCUCUACCAAUUGCCAACUGCCAUCCUCGCCUUCAUAGACUGUAGAAAGAAGGUGAAGGCUGAAUAUCCCGAAGUGGAUAUUACAAAAAUCACCUUUGGCGAGCAAGAAGAGGGAGUGGAGAAUGGUGAGAGUAUGUCAACAAACUUCCGUCCUCAGAUCAAACUGAGGUGGGAUCGUGAUGUAGACAGACGCACUGUUUUCCCUCCAAGCUUCAACUUCGAGUUCGUUGCAGUGGAAGAAGAAGAGGCAGAGGUAGAGGAAGAUGAAAUGGGGGCAAGAGUGGAAGGAACUAAAGUGGAUGAUAGUCAACCACCUCUACAAGUGGAGAUUCAUUCAAUUCCUUCUGAGGAUGAGCAGCCUCCUUUGCCAGACGAGCAGCAGCCAACACAACCACCUCUUCCAGCUGAGUAGUAGCCAGUUCAGCCACCUCCUCCAGCGAAGGAAUAAAGAUUUUUGUUUUUUGAUUUUUCUUUGAUAUUUUGUUGUAAUACCAGUAAAGCAAUUUGUUGUAAUACUUUUGUUAUUUAAGUUGGAUGAUAAUUUUGUUUUUUGAAAUCAUGUGUGAUGUUUGCUUUACGUUUUUGUUGUUAUAUAUAAGAACUGAAAUUACUUCGGAUACGUCUUGAGGGAAAGUAAAUUAUUUCAAAGAUG
This is a messenger RNA of Rubroshorea leprosula, 2131 nucleotides long. Lineage: Eukaryota; Viridiplantae; Streptophyta; Magnoliopsida; Malvales; Dipterocarpaceae. The record is from the annotation of a GenBank genome assembly.